Messenger RNA from Numida meleagris (helmeted guineafowl), 2354 nucleotides. Its product is annotated as cholesterol 7-desaturase-like. The transcript has 7 exons. Gene Ontology annotation, biological process: cholesterol metabolic process; chlorophyll biosynthetic process. The record is from RefSeq and is a predicted model, not a curated record. Gene Ontology annotation, cellular component: chloroplast. NCBI's taxonomy places the organism in Eukaryota, Metazoa, Chordata, Aves, Galliformes, Numididae. Bases 1 to 1251 code for a protein of 416 amino acids. Gene Ontology annotation, molecular function: chlorophyllide a oxygenase activity; 2 iron, 2 sulfur cluster binding.
AUGGGGUGGUGCGGCGAGGAGCUGCUGGCCGCGGGGCUGGGGGACGGGGCGCCGCUCUUCUUCCUCCUCCUCCUCUUCCUCCUCCUCGUCCUGCUGCCCGGCUGUUGGCGGCCGCUGGAGCUGCGGCGCGGCCCGGGCCAGGUGGGCUACCUGCCGGACCUCGGCCCGAGCCGUGGGCUCUCUGCCCGCCGCUCCCGUCGGCCCGGAGCGCUGCCGCCGCCCUACCCCAACGGCUGGUACCGCGUCCUCGACUCCGCGCAGCUGCCCCGCGGCGCCGUCCGCAGCAUCGCUCUGCUCGGAGAGCGUCUCGCCGCGUUCCGCACGCAGGACGGCCAGGCCCACGUGGUGGAUGCGUACUGCCCACACCUGGGGGCUGAUCUCGCUGCCGGCGGGCGCGUCGUGGGCAGCUGCAUCGAGUGCCCCUUCCAUGGCUGGCGCUUCCGAGGAGAAGACGGAAAAUGCACCCACAUCCCAUAUGCUGGAAAAGUGCCAGAUUUUGCCAAGGUGCGGAGCUGGCCGUGCUGCGAGGUGAACGGGAUGCUGCUGCUCUGGUACCACUGCGACGGGACCGGCCCUGAGUGGGCUGUGCCUGAGCAGCCGGAGAUCACCACCGGGGAAUGGGCGUUCCGGGGGCAGACGGAGCACUUCGUGGAUGCACACAUCCAGGAAAUCCCCGAGAAUGCAGCUGACUCAGCUCACCUGGCCUUCCUGCACGGCCCAGCCAUUCUGAGCGGAUCCGACCUGAGGUACACCAAGUCCAGGCUGUGGGACUUCAUGAAGCAUGUCUGGAAGGCCGAGUGGCGGCCGGAGCCGGAGCCCCAUGGGCACUGCUCCCGCAUGCAGCUCCAGCACACGGCCACCAUCUUUGGGAAGCACUUCCCCUUGCUGGACUUGUCAGUGUCAGCCCGGCAGGUGGGGCCAGGGCUGGUCUUCCUCAUCUUCAAACACGCGUUUCUGGGCCACGGGAUCAUCCUGCAGACGGUGACGCCCCUGGAGCCUCUCCUGCAGAACGUGGUGCACAAAAUCUAUUAUCAGAAAAAUGUGCCGGCCAUCGUUCCCAAGUUCAUCCUGAGGGCGGAGUGCAUACAGUUUGAGCGAGACGUGACCAUCUGGAACAACAAGCAGUACCUGCCCAAGCCGCUGCUGGUCUGUGAGGACGCUGGCAUCCAGAAGCACCGGCGCUGGUUCGCGCAGUUCUACAGCGAGAGGAGCGCGCGGCGGCCGGUGCCCAAGGAGGACCUGGACUGGUGAGGGCCACGGUGCCCUGCAGGCAGCACUGAGCAAAGCAAGGAGUGUCGGCGUGGGCACAAGGAGCCCUGGCACUCCCCUCCGCACCCGCUGUGCUCAAGGCACCCAAGCCCUAACGCUGUCCCACGCUUGCUGUUGUACCUCUGCUGUCAUCUACGGGUGGAGCAUGGGCUUAAGACGGACAGAACUCGCUCUCUGUCCCUCUCUCUGGGCAGUUAAAUGAAAUGCUUUCCAUGUGAUUCUUUGUUGCAUCACGUUUCCUCUCCCAGCCAUGCUUGCUUGCUGCUUCUGCACCAUCCCCUCAGUUGGGGCAGGCUCCAGCUCCAUGGGGAAGCCUUGGCCAACGUCCGUGUGGCACCAGCGGUGUGGCUGCAAAGCCUGCAGGCAUCUGCCAUCCUCCCUCCCUCGACAGAGGCAGGGCAGCAGGCUUUCAGCUGCCCACCACGCUCUUACCAUUGGGCUUCCUUGGUCCCACUGAGCUCUGCAGGAGGGAACUCCGCAUGCACCCAGGCAGACAGCAGAGGGACUGUCCCAACGACCAAUUCACUUUGCAACAUCCCUGCAAGUCAAGGAUGUGCUCUGGGAACCCCUGCAUGCCAGCAGUGCCAUGAGCAAUUGGCUGUACAGAUCAUGGCAAGACCACAGGUGUCACUGUCACAGUGAUCAGAAAUGAAGCUAAUAUGUGGAAACUAGGCUGCAAAUCUGGCUAAAACUGAUCUAGACUCUCUUGUGCUUUGUGCCUAAAUGUUUUAUAGUAAAGGGCUAAAUUCUGCCUUGCUGCACAUCCUAGAGAUAGCUGUAUUCUCCAUAGCAAGAGCCUGCAGGAUUCUGGCAGCUACUCAGUGCCUUAGUCCAGCAAGAUCAAAUGCCCAAAUGUGAGCAGCUUUCCAAGUUGGUGGCUGCUUUGCUCGUGUGCUGCGUGCUUCUUUGUGCCUUCAGAACUCUACACUGUGCUGAGGUUUCUGGCUCCUCCUUUGCCAGUAACCCACAGACGGGGAGCAGCUCGUCACCCGCCCUGCCUAGCACCCCACGGUGCAGGCGGUGCCUUUGCCCUUCGCACCAUGCUACUGCACUGACACUAUUUUGCUAUUCAAUUAAAAAAACCA